GUUAAGGGAGGCUUCCACUGUGGACUUUCCAGUUUCUCUUUCAUCAGGUUGAAAGUGUUUACCAUUCCCAUAUAUAGCAUGCGCUUUUCAAAUCUGCAUCCACAUUGGGAAUAUUCCUCUUCAUUCUCAGUUAUCAAAAAGUUUUGUAUCUGAUAUUGACUUAGAAUUCAGAAAAUGCUCAAUUUCACUGAUGUGACAGAGUUCAUUCUUUUGGGGCUAACCAGCCAUCGAGAAUGGCAAGUUGUCUUCUUCAUCAUCUUUCUUGUGGUCUACGUUAUCACCAUGGUGGGCAAUAUCGGCAUGAUGGUGUUAAUCAAGGUCAGUCCUCAGCUUAACAGCCCCAUGUACUUUCUCCUCAGUCACUUGUCAUUUGUUGACGUGUGGUUUUCUUCCAAUGUCACCCCCCAAAUGUUGGAAAACUUGUUAUCAGAUAAAAAAAUAAUUUCUUAUGCUGGCUGUUUAGUACAGUGCUUCUUCUUCAUUGCUCUUGUGCAUGUGGAAAUUUUUAUUCUUGCUGCGAUGGCCUUUGAUAGAUACACGGCGAUUGGAAAUCCUUUGCUUUAUGGCAGCAAAAUGUCAAAGGUUGUCUGUAUUCGACUGAUUACUUUUCCUUACAUUUAUGGUUUUCUGACGAGUCUGGCAGCAACGUUAUGGACUUAUGGCUUGUACUUCUGUGGAAAAAUUGAGAUCAACCAUUUCUACUGUGCAGAUCCACCUCUCAUCAAAAUGGCCUGUGCCGGGACCUUUGUAAAAGAAUAUACAACGAUCAUACUUGCCGGCAUCAACUUCACAUGUUCCCUGACUGUAAUUAUCAUCUCUUACUUAUUCAUCCUCGUUGCCAUUGUGCGAAUGCGCUUAUCAGAAGGAAGGCAGAAGGCCUUUUCCACAUGUGGGUCCCAUCUGACAGCUGUCAUCAUAUUCUAUGGUACUCUGAUCUUCAUGUAUCUCAGACGUCCCACAGAGGAGUGUGUGGAGCAGGGGAAGAUGGUGGCUGUGUUCUAUACCACAGUGAUCCGCAUGUUGAAUCCCAUGAUCUACAGUCUGAGGAACAGGGAUGUGAAAAAGGCCAUGAUGAAAGUGAUCAGCAGAUCAUGUUAAACAAAGUAAAAUCAAAUUUGAAUUAAUUUUGUCUUCUAUUAUUUGAUUGGAGAAAGGUUAUUGCCCAGUACUUAGGAACAUUAAGAUAAAGAUAUUCUGUGGGUUGAAAAGAAUAAUAAAAGUGGUACAAAUUGAGAAAAUAUAAGGUGGAAUGACUCAUUUCUGUUGAUGUGAGUAUGGAGAUUAAUUACAUAUGAAUAAAUUAAUUGAAACAGUGAUGCGUGCCAAAGUUCAUAGGUGUACUAAGGGAAAUUGCUCAAAUAGCUGCAACCAAAAGACUUUUUCUUAUUGAAAAGUGCA
Messenger RNA from Symphalangus syndactylus (siamang), 1398 nucleotides. RefSeq names its product olfactory receptor 5M3. Gene Ontology annotation, biological process: G protein-coupled receptor signaling pathway. Gene Ontology annotation, molecular function: olfactory receptor activity; G protein-coupled receptor activity. Gene Ontology annotation, cellular component: membrane. The record is from RefSeq and is a predicted model, not a curated record. NCBI's taxonomy places the organism in Eukaryota, Metazoa, Chordata, Mammalia, Primates, Hylobatidae.